This is a messenger RNA of Colletotrichum fioriniae, 1998 nucleotides long. The record is from RefSeq and is a predicted model, not a curated record. Lineage: Eukaryota; Fungi; Ascomycota; Sordariomycetes; Glomerellales; Glomerellaceae.
AUGUACAUUUGGGUUCGCGGCCCCCUGGUACCGGCCCGGGUCUGCCCUGGUCUUGCUACGGUACUUGCUCACCUUAGGCGACCGACGAUCCCUCCUGGCGACGAACCCGUCCAAGCUUCCCCUCCCGACCUAAGGCCUGCAAUUAAGUCCCUGGAAGAGAUCCAAGCAGCAUUCAACAAUCUGUCGAAACCCCUGAGUAAUAACACUGCACUCAAUGACUUCCUACGCGCCAAUUUCGCCGCUGCGGGCGGUGAGCUGAAGGAAGUACCGAAGGAUCAAUUGAAAACAGACCCAAAGUUCCUCGACAAGAUCAACGAUACAGUAAUCAAGGAAUUCUCUCAGAAGGUCAUUGCCAUCUGGCCGGACUUGACCCGCACCUACGCUGGCUCUGCAAGCAACUGCACAACUUGCCCGAACAGCUUCAUCCCAGUCAACCACACCUUUGUGGUUGCCGGAGGCCGAUUCCGCGAGCCUUAUUAUUGGGACUCUUUCUGGAUUCUCGAGGGUCUGUUACGCACAGGUGGCGCUUUCACUGAGAUCUCCAAGAAUGUAAUCGAAAAUUUCCUGGACCUCGUGGAAAAACUCGGAUUUGUGCCAAAUGGUGCUCGAAUCUACUAUCUGAACCGUUCGCAGCCGCCAUUGUUAGCACAGAUGGUGCGCCUCUAUGUCGAGUACACGAGCGACCGGAGCAUAUUGGAACGUGCAAUUCCUCUCCUCAUUAAAGAGCAUGACUUCUGGAUGACAAACAGAACUGUUGAAGUAAACAGAAACGGGACUGCAUACACUCUGAAUCAAUACAACGUGACCAACACACAACCAAGACCCGAAUCAUACAGAGAAGACUACGUCACUGCUUCGAACGCUUCCUACUACUCGACCAGCGGAAUCAUUUACCCCGAGGUCGAGAAGCUGAACGACACCGAAAAGGCCCGUGUGUAUGCCAAUCUUGCGUCCGGUGCCGAGAGUGGCUGGGAUUACACCUCACGAUGGCUUUCUCGACCUGCAGAUGCGGCGAGGGACGUCUACUUCCCUCUCCGAUCCCUCAACGUUCUGGAGACUGUCCCUGUGGAGCUGAACUCCAUCUUGUACUGGAAUGAGAUGACCAUUGCUGCGCUACUCAACUCUACAAGCAACGGCACGGGAGCAGUGGCUUGGACUGAACUUGCCACCAAACGAAGUCAAGCCAUGUACGAUUUGAUGUGGAACUCCACUCUUUCAAGCUACUUUGACUACAACGUGACCUCGGGAGGUCAGAACAUCUACAUUCCCGAAGACGAUGAUGCCAGCAGUCUUGAAACGAACACCGCCGGAGCAGAACAACAAGUUCUCUUUUCAGUUUCCCAGUUCUACCCGUUCUGGACAGGAGCGGCACCUUCUCAUCUCAAGAAUAACCCUUACGCGGUAAAGCAAGCGUACCAGCGUGUGGAGAAGUAUCUAGACAUCAAGAAGGGUGGCAUCCCCGCCACAAACCUCAAGACUGGUCAACAGUGGGAUCAGCCAAAUGUCUGGCCACCCUUGAUGCACGUUCUUAUGGAAGGUCUACGCAGGACACCUGCCACCUUUGGGGAGUCGGAUCCCGCUUGGCGUGAUGUCCAAAGUCUCGCCCUCCGCCUCGGACAACGGUAUUUGGACUCUACCUUUUGCACAUGGUACGCUACGGGGGGUUCAACCAGCGAGACUCCUCAGCUCCAGGGGUUGACCGCCCAGAGCGUCGGAACCAUGUUUGAGAAGUACGGCGAUAACUCAACCAACGUUGCGGGUGGCGGUGGAGAAUAUGAAGUGGUUGAGGGAUUCGGCUGGACGAACGGUGUUCUACUUUGGGCCGUUGAUGUGUUUGGAAAUGACUUGAAGAGGCCCGACUGCGGGAACAUCACCGCAGCCAACGUUCAUCCGGCUAAGAGAAGCUUGCCUCAACGCGCAGUGGAAUUGGAUUCCUACGAUGCUUCUUGGAUCAAGAAGUUUGGUAGACGCGCUGAGGAGACCGCGAGGAGGUUGUAG